Messenger RNA from Nerophis lumbriciformis (worm pipefish), 3990 nucleotides. It is a transcript of the gene tlr3, whose product is annotated as toll-like receptor 3. Gene Ontology annotation, cellular component: plasma membrane. The record is from RefSeq and is a predicted model, not a curated record. Gene Ontology annotation, biological process: toll-like receptor signaling pathway; immune response; inflammatory response. Gene Ontology annotation, molecular function: transmembrane signaling receptor activity; protein binding. Lineage: Eukaryota; Metazoa; Chordata; Actinopteri; Syngnathiformes; Syngnathidae.
CUUUUUGUGCCCAUGGUCUACUAAAGGAGAAUGUCAGCACGGUGGAAAUGAAUGUGGAGUCUUCGCCAAGGCAGUGCAUUGUAGAAGAAAACAUGCCUUGCGAAGGAGUCAUAGCGCGUGUGAGCCAGACGACAUGCUUCCUCAUGCCAGCUGGGCCUGAAACCUGAAACGCGUGAAGAAGUGAAACCAAACUUACUGCUUUCAUAUCCGUUUUUAUUUGGACUUCUUCAGGAGACUUUUGUUUGCGUCGUAGAAGAAACACGACUCUGGUCCUCCGAGUGAUUAGACCGAAAAUCAUGAGCUCUGCAGAUGGGGGAAACCUGGUGCUGCUCCUCUGCUACUUCCUGAUAUCCGGCCAUGGUCAGGCCUUCGAGAAUAAGACCUCCUGCUACAUCCGUGGCACCGAGGCCGACUGCAGCCGCCUCAGCCUCACCGCCAUCCCCCCAAACCUCCCGGGGAACAUCACCAGUUUAGACAUGUCCCACAACAGACUGGGUCAGAUCCGGUCCUUGUCUCUGGCGCCCUACGCCGGCCUCCUCCAUCUGGAUCUGAGCUACAACAGCCUCAGCGGGCUGGACGGCGGGCUGUGUCGGACUCUGCCUCUGCUGCAGACCCUCUACGUGGACCACAACCAAGUGCACGUUGUUCAGGAAGAGGAUCUGAGCGCCUGCAGCAAUCUGACCAGGUUUCACUUGUCAGGCAACAGACUGAAACUAAAAGGGGAAGCCUUCUCUGGACUACAGAGUCUGAAGGUCCUUGACGUCUCAAAGAACAACCUAAACUCGGCUCGGCUCGGCUCCAAGACUCAGAUGCCCAACCUGGAGGAGCUCAGUCUGGGAUUCAACUCGUUCACUACUUUGGCCAAGAAUGACUUUGCCCUCUUCAGCCAUUCCAAGUCUUUGCACCUCCUCAACUUGGUCUCCACCACCAUUAAGACAGUGGAACCUGGUUCUUUCAAGCCUCUGUCACAGCUGCAAACCUUAAUCAUAGACGGCAGCAACAUGGGCACGACUGUCAUUUCCAAACUGUGCUUGGAGUUGUCCCAGGUCUCCAUCAAGGCUUUGUCCUUGCAGAAGAUGAAACUGGUCACUCUCAACAACGCAACAUUCAAAGGCUUGCAGCAAACAAAUCUAACCUUUCUGGAUCUUUCCGGCAACGGGAUGGGUAAGAUUGAAGACAGCUCGUUUCAGUGGACGGGCAAACUGGAAACUCUGAUCCUGUCGGACAACAACCUCAAGCAUUUGACCAAGUCAACAUUUCGGGGACUUAAAAUCUUGAAAAAACUAGUCUUGAUGAAAGCUCUGGUAAAAGGUCACACCUCGGCAACGCCCAUCAUCGACGACUUCUCCUUCCAGCCACUCAGCACUCUGGAGAGUUUGUGUUUACAGCGGACUUCCGUACGGGAAAUCACUCAGAACACUUUCACGGGCUUGACAAGUCUGAAAGAGCUCGAUAUGAGCUGGAGCAGUUAUGUGUCACUGAAAACCAUCAGCAACAAAACACUUGCCUCACUUAGUGGGUCUCCUCUCUUGAAGCUCAACUUGACAGCAGUGGCUAUCGUCCAGAUUCAAUAUGGAGCCUUUUCCCAUUUGAAGAACCUCACAAGUCUUGCUCUGGAUUUUAAUUUCAUCAAGCAAACUUUGACUGGCAAGGAAUUUGAAGGUCUGGAUCGACUCAGGGAGCUAACCAUGUCCUUUAACCACCAGACGAUCAACCUCAAUUCCAAGUCGUUUGUUAAUGUCCCAGGUCUUGAAGUCCUGACGCUAGGAAAAAGCCUUGUGGUCACAGCUCUUAACCUGGAUCCCUCCCCAUUCAAACCCCUGUCUGAGCUCACCUACCUGGACCUGAGCAACAACAACAUCGCCAACCUCCGAGCCAAUCUGUUGGAGGGACUCGUGAACCUAAAAGUUCUUAAUUUGGAACACAACAACUUGGCCCGAUUGUGGAAAGACACAAACCUUGGCGGGCCUGUACUUUAUUUAAAAGGCUUAGAGAACUUGGUAAGCCUUUGGAUGAAUAGUAACGGUCUUGACGAGAUCCCAACAGACGCACUGAGCGGCCUCAAUAACCUCCAGGAACUGAGACUCAGCAACAAUCUGCUCAACAACCCAAAAUAUUCGGUAUUUGACAACCUGAACUCCCUAAAGGUUUUACACCUCCAGAGGAACUUGAUCACAGCUGUAAGACCCGAAGUGUUCCGAACACCCCUGAGCAAUCUCAGCGUGCUCAUCAUGGACAGAAACCCCUUUGAUUGCACCUGCGAGAGCAUCCUGUGGUUUGUGACAUGGUUGAACAACACAAAUACGACCAGAGUGCCAGGUCUCAGGGAUCGGUAUUUGUGCAACACACCCCUGGUUUACUUUAACCACUCAGUCAUGGAAUUCAACACCCUCUUUUGCAGGGAUAUGACACCUUUCCAGGCACUUUACAUACUAAGCAGCACCCUCGUCCUCGUGCUGACUGUAACCGCCCUGCUGGUGCACUUCCACGGCUGGAGGGUUCAAUUUUACUGGAACAUUUUGAUAAACCGGACACUGGGAUUUAGUGACGCCAAAGUGGAAGAGGGCCGACAAUUUGAAUACGACGCCUACGUCAUCCACGCUGAGGAGGACAGUACCUGGGUGGACAGAGCCGUGAUGCCUUUGGAAAAUGACGGAUGCAGAUUUUACCUGGAGGAUCGGGAUUCAAUGCCAGGCACGUCGCAGCUGGAGUCCAUCGUGGAAAAUAUGAGAAACUCACGGAAAAUACUGUUUGUGGUGACGGAGAGUCUUCUCAGAGACCCGUGGUGCAGCCGCUUUAAGGCCCACCACGCUUUGCAUCAGGUCAUCGAAGCCAGCAGAGACUCUGUGAUCCUGGUCCUCCUGCAGAACGUGCACGACUACAAGUUGUCCCAGUCGCUCUUCCUCCGUAGAGGAAUGUUGCGUCCACGCUGCAUACUCCAUUGGCCCGUCCAAAGGGAGCGAGUUCCGGCCUUUCGCCAGAAGCUGCUGAUUGCCCUCGGUUUAACCAAUCAAUUUCGCAGCUGACCUUUCGGAGCGAUAGUUGAACUUGUAAGGAAUUCCAAACAAAUGAUCUCAUUUGCAAAUUUUCUCACCUACAAAAAAAACUACAUUCUGAUAAACAAAUAAACACGGUAGAGAUCGGAUUGUCAAGUAAGGUCUUUAGCGCUGCGACAAGACAUUAAACUUGACUAAAUAGAGGAAGUGAAAGUGGUAACAAAGUGUUUGUAUGUCAACCUGCGGAAAGAGCAUUCAUGACCUUUACCAGCAGACCGCCACAAUUCCAGGGCAAGGAGACACGUCCAAUUUCUGGUGAGUUCCACCAGUACCUACGGUGUGUCCUCCAUGUAGAAAUAUCCUCCAAACACUUUUAGUAAAAGAUUCUUGUGUGCGUACAAAUAGUUUUUAAAAGAAAGAUGUGGAAGUUUUAUACAUGUAACACAGUGGCAGAGCUAUAGGGGGACUGGGAGGGCGGUUUCAUUAUCACAUUUCUGAGUCUUAAUUACAAGUAUGACAGUAAGUUGCAAUUGCAGUUGCAAGUGCAAGACGUUAGAUGGCAGUAGUGUGUAGUUUAUGGUGUGUUGUCUAGUCAGUUCAGUCUGUGCUGAAUCUAGUCUUUUGUUGCGCCCUAAAAGUUUUAAUACCUUAAGUAUUGUACUUAUCUAGGGCUGCCAGCUGUGUGGGCGGUCUAAAGGGACCGGCUUCCAUCUGAGUGGAGGUAUUCCGCCAAGCACAAGUGUUUGACUUGCCUCCAUCUAUUAGCAUUACAUUAUUUCUGGACACUGAAAAGUGCAAGGGGAAAAAACAGCUUUUUGGAAAAAGUGCAGAGUGAAUGUCCCCUCUGCCCCCUCCCCAAUACUCCAUACUCCCAGGAAACAAAUAUUGAGUAUUGUAUUGGAUCUUAAACUGUAAAAGGCUUUUUUGUAGUUCUCCAAAGAACAUUUUUAAUGUUUUUGUAAUGCAUAAUUUGUAAUAAAACUGACAAGGUGCA